AUGGCUCGUCAAAGAGGUGGCGCAAGGAGGUCUUCGGCAGGCAGUGGCGGCGGCUUUUGCGCCUCUGGCUUCAAGUGCUGCAUUAUUUGCAUGGUUUCUAUCCGAGGCGUCAUCAGCAAGCCUUCUUCUUCCUCGCAGCCUGCCCCGGUUCACCACGCUCCCGCCCCAGUUCCCUCUAGCGGAGGCGGCGGCUUCAUGGCGAACAUGGCUGCCAAUGUUGCCGGAGGAAUGGCGUCCGGCGUCGGAUUCGGCGUUGCUCAGCGCGCGGUGGACGCGGUGAUGGGAGCCCGCCAGGUGGAGGUUGUCCACACAAACACGUCCGUGCCCCCUGCGCCGCUGGCGCCAGCCGCUGCGGCUCCGGCGCCAGUUGCUCCGCGCGCUGUCGGUGCAUGCCAGCAACUGAGCGAAGAGUUGAACCAGUGCAUCCAGCGGCAUUCUGACCUGAGCCUGUGUCAGCACCACUUUGACGCUCUCAAGCAGUGCCAGCUGGCCAGUGGCGGGAGCGCUUAA
This is a messenger RNA of Neospora caninum, 510 nucleotides long. Its product is annotated as putative CHCH domain-containing protein. Bases 1 to 510 code for a protein of 169 amino acids. Lineage: Eukaryota; Apicomplexa; Conoidasida; Eucoccidiorida; Sarcocystidae. Gene Ontology annotation, biological process: mitochondrion organization. Gene Ontology annotation, cellular component: nucleus; mitochondrion. The record is from RefSeq and is a predicted model, not a curated record. The transcript has 5 exons.